AUGACGGCAUCAAAGGGUGCAGCUGGCCACGCCGGAGUAAGGACUCUAGUGUGCAUGGUGCUCGUCGUCGUCGUCAACCUGCUGUUCAAUGAACAGAAGCUGGUAGACACAGGAAUCGGCAAUGCCGGACCGUUCGAGUACACGGCCGCUACUCGACGGAACCUCAGCGACCGCACGCGCUCCCGUCGCCAGCGACGAGCGCCACGCAACUUCUGUUCGGUGAACUGGACACGAGGCACGUUACUCGUCGUAGGCGACUUGCUACACGUCAAGAAGGAGGGUCCACCUCUCUCGGUCUUGGAGAAAACGAUGCCACACGUGAUGCCCGGCGGUCGCUGGUUUCCGACCGGUUGCACGGCCCGGUACCGAGUGGCUAUUGUGGUGCCCUACCGGGACCGGCUGAACAACCUGCAAGCCUUCCUGCAGCACAUGCACCCGUUCCUCCAGAGUCAGCAGCUCGAUUACGGCAUAUACGUCGUGGAGCAGAACGACACGGAAGGGUUCAAGCGCGCGAAGCUGUUCAACGCUGGCUACGAGAUAGUCAAGGCGAUGCACAAUCACAGCUGCUUCAUCUUCCACGACGUGGACCUGCUGCCGGAGAACAGGCGCAACAUCUACGCUUGCAAGAAAGAAGGCGGCUUCCACUUGCCUACCUGCAUCGACACGUGGAAAUACACGAUUAUGUAUCCGGGCAUAUUCGGAGGUGUGUGCGCCAUGAGCACCAAGCACAUGGAGAAGGUCAACGGCUUCUCGAACUUGUAUUCGAGAUGGGGCUGCGAGGACGACGACAUGGCGCGCAGGUUCAGGCUCCUAAGGCGCAGCUUCUUCCGCAAUUUCAAGGACGGCCUCAACAGCCUGAAGUACACCGUACUCGACAUCGUCUUCAAGAAGCUCUAUACCCACAUCACGCUGGACACCUCUGAUUCCGGCCCAAGAAGAGAACGAAAUAGCACGGGUGACUGAUCAAAGAUAUACAUGCAUAAGAACGAAGUACGUGCAAAGUCGGAACGAGGAUGUUGCAGUAUUUCGUAGAUAAGAGAGCGA
Messenger RNA from Rhipicephalus sanguineus (brown dog tick), 1044 nucleotides. Its product is annotated as beta-1,4-N-acetylgalactosaminyltransferase bre-4-like. Lineage: Eukaryota; Metazoa; Arthropoda; Arachnida; Ixodida; Ixodidae. Bases 1 to 963 code for a protein of 320 amino acids. Gene Ontology annotation, biological process: carbohydrate metabolic process; glycosphingolipid biosynthetic process. Gene Ontology annotation, molecular function: N-acetyl-beta-glucosaminyl-derivative 4-beta-N-acetylgalactosaminyltransferase activity. The record is from RefSeq and is a predicted model, not a curated record. The transcript has 5 exons.